GGGUUUAGUCGUGCGUCGAAGGGAGGACAUUUGCCUGCGGCUUGUGUGAGAGUGCCCGUGUUCGUGUUGCCCUUCCUUGUUGUAUUUGUUUUUAAAGUACAGGCUAACAAAACUCGGCAAAAGAAAAAUACCGGAGUCGUUGUCGUGUGACAAGGUCCUUCCUAAAGCAGCGCAUCUGCGUAUUACGCAGCUGAAAGAGAAGUCGCGUCACGUUGCGCUAUACUUCACAGAUCUUCGCAUUCCUUUCCGCCGCACCGCUGCUCUCUUCACAUACCAGCGCUUUCAUUUGGUGUUGUUGUUUUUUUGGUGUACGCAUCGAGACUUUUUUCUUUGCCAAAAUAAUUGCUGCAAGGUGAACUGCAGUUCGACGAAGUACGGAGUUCUUGCUCUCGCUCUCUCCAUCAGGAAAUCAUGCGCUCGAGACGUGCGCUGGUGCGGAGCGUGGUAGACAGCACCGUUGCCCUCUCUGUCGCAGCGGCAGUCGCCGCGCAGCGCCGGGGCCAUGUCCAACUCACUUCCAUUGCGCACGCGCCUCGUCCGCGCACCUCUGUCAAGACACCAAAGAGUGCAAGAGCCGUCAAGAAGACGAAGGCAGACGACGCGGUAACGUCAACGAAGCCGGGGUCCCUGCCGAGAAAGAAGGAGCGGCCGGCCGUCUCUGCGAAGGUCGUCACGGUCGCUGCGUUCUCUCUGGACGAGGCACUCCCUGUUGUCGCCGUCGACGUGGAAGCGGGCGCGGCGACUACGGGGAGCAACGCAGCGGAAGGUCCGGCAAAGGGGGCAGAGGACGUCGAGGAAGCGGCCUCCGCAAGGGAACAGACUCUCAACCGUCAUCAGGACCGCGGUGGGCCACUGAGCCAGGCGGCAGCAGCAGCAGCGGAGUCACCACCACCUUCCAUCGCACCCGCCCCUACGAUGCAAACUACCGCAAUGGAUCCGAUAGGGCUUCAACGAGCUGAGCAGCGCCGGUUGGUGUCGCUGCAGCGCCGCUUCCUCGUGGGGGCGCAUGCGGCGUUGGAAAGCACCGUCGACUGCCCGGAUCCCCGACCACUGGUGCCUCGCUUAAACGCAGAGCAGCUGUCGAUGGGCGCGGCUGGAGCGGGGGGUGACGGGACCACCCGCAGCAGCGGCACUCUUCUCCACGUACACGAGCCACCUCUCGAGCGACCGAACUCCAACGAGAAACAUGUCACGGAUGCGGACGCUGGAAGAGAAGGAGGAGGAGCUGCGAGACUGCUGACCGCUGGCGGAGGCCAUCGAUAUCUUUGCUGACACCUUUGCCUUCACCUUACACAGCGUGCCGCUUCGCUUUCGUCGACUGGCGGUGACGACCACCGCUCCAUUGGUCGCCGUGGCUGAUGCAGCAGAGGUCAACGCUUAUGACGCCGUCGCUCCCUCCCCUUCGUCCUCCCCAACGACGCCCGCUGCGUCAUCUGCGCUGCCGUUCCUCGCUUCGCCCUUCUCCAUCUCCGCCUCGCACAUCCUCGCCGCCCGCUCACCUUUCUAUCGCGCCGUCGCAAUGGAAGGCGUUGCCCCGCUGCACUGGCUGGAGACAUCCUUCGAGGAGUUGUGUCGCCGUGUCGUGCAACGCCUGCACGCCGAGCUUCGACACGAAAAGAACAGCGCUCAUGAAAGGGACGGCGCGCAAGUCGAAGAGGAGGAAGCGGGAGUACGACGUGAAAAACACGAGCAGCGAUUGGCUGCCGUGUGUGAAGCGGUGCGGGAGCAGGCGACAUGCCUCAUCUCUGCCCUAGAGGGCGCCGCGAAGAGUGUGGGCAGUCGGCCGUUCUUUAUGCUGCGCCGGCAGUGGCAGCGGAGCUCUGCCGCCGCUGGUGCCUCAGAGGCAGACACGCGGAAGCGCAAAUCGAACCGAUCCGCCACCGCGGCGCCGGCGGACACGAUGGUGCGAGACACGCUGCUGAACACCGUGGAACGGGUCGGCUUAGAGGUUCACCUCGUGCACGUCUGGCUAUCGCGCUUGUGCGAAGAAGGGUCAUUCCGUGUAGACGCCGCUCCCGGCAACGACCGCGGCGGUGCUCCUUGUGUGGAGGCGGUCCUUCGCCAAGCACUCGGCUGGAGUGACGACAGCGCCGCCGCCGCAGCGUUUCCAUCGGUCGCGCAGCUGCAAUGGAUGCUGGCGACGGCCCUGCUGGAGCGGGUGCACGUCCAGUCCUACCACUUUCACCACUCGCAGCUGUCCAAGGCUGCGCAGCUGAAGGGCGCGGCCAACGCCGACAGCGCGAGGCCAACGUACGUGGUGAAGGCAGCGCACCUCCCCGGCCUCGCCGCUCUCGUCGACUUUGCCUUGGCGGAGCACGACGCGGAGAAGAAAGAUCCGCCUCUCCACGGCGAGAUGACGAGCCCGUUUCCUCUGCUGGACGAGAGUCUCUUUAUCCUGCUCGCCGCCUUCCACGCGGUGUUGCCGACGUAUGCCGUGCUGCUCCCGGCGUGGCAGCGCGCUCUUGCUGUGUCGUCCACUGAGCCCCACCACCAGGCAACUCCUGCACGUAGGGGUAUUCCCAUCCAGCUGUCUCAGUUAGAAGCUGAUGACGGCUCUCGAGUUACUGCGACAGGGACGUACAGGAGCAACGACCGCGACGCCAUUCUGGCGGCGUCGCCCACCGCCGUCUGGGACGUCGUGGCGGAGCGCUGGGCCCUGCAAGAAGAGGCCGUGCGACAGGAAGGUGGGCUGGCGGCGGUGUGGUGGCUGCGACUGCUGCCGCUCUGGAUAAACACCGCGACCUGCACGUUGCAGCUGCGCGUUGUGGCAGAUGUGCUGACGUCGAAUGCACAGGACGCCACGAGAGCAGUGGGUGAUGAUGACGCAGCAAUGAGGGUGACGAGCGAUGCGGAGGAUGAUGCUGCUGCUGACGAUGGUGCGUGUGAUGUGCACCGGCUUACUGCAAACGACGUGGCGGCCUCGCUGGACGCGCUGCUGACCAAAUCAGCCGAUCUCCUGCGCUACACGCUGCGCUUUGACGGCGUGCGAUACGAGCGCUCUCGUUCGACCCCACGCGCCGCAGAUCUGCAAAGCCGUCAUGACCGCAACCCGCCAAAUAGCAGCGGAGUGGCCACGAACGGGGAAGAUGGCGAAAUGGGCAACAACACGAUCAUCACAGACGCGGAGGGCAACGUGCGUCGGGGCGGCGAAAACGGCGGCGGCGUGGACGAUAACGCCGGUGCAGAUGGUGGACUUCUUUCAGGGGCGGACACCCUUCCCCCGCUCCAGCGCAACCGCGGCAAGCGCUCCCUCUUCUACAAACCGCACGACGGCGAGGAGAAUUCUAUUUUGCACGCGCACGGCGAUGCGACGAGCAACAGCAGCGACAGUCGACGCAUGCGCUUUGUCUCGCGAGUGCGCAGCAAUGCAGGUCACGUAAACAACUCCGCAGCAUCCUCGACCUCCCAUCACCGCUCGCCUGGGCAUCUCUCCGCCGCCUCUGCCGAGGCCCACGCGCGGACCGGCGCCCUCUUCGAUGUGCUGGUGCUGUCCGCAGAGACGCCCAUUUUGCUGGCCCACCGCUUUGGCCUCACCCGUGCGCAUCACCGCAGCACAGCCCUCGAGGAUUCGUGGGCGGCCGCUGCGCAGGCGAAGAGCGAGCUGUGGCGGCUGCUGUACGCGCUGCCCUCUGCCGCGGCGGCGGCGGCGGCGGCCACGCGGAACCGCGACGGCACGUGGGGUGCGGCGCCGGUGCUGCGCAGUGUCCUCCCCGCAGCUGUCCUUUCCCUCCUGCCCGCCACUGUUGCCUCCCCAGCGGUGAUACCCGCGCCUGGCGACUCGGCCACGUCACCGAAACACAAGAAGACAGAAAAGAAGACUGCGCAGACGGGAGCGGCGGCGAACGACCGCGACGCAGAAAGGGAUGCGAACACGCUGCGCCGCGUCCUGUGUGUGCUGGAGCGUGCGCAACGGCUGUUGGGCCUCGUCAUCUUUGAGGCCGUCGAGCACCUCCUCGUCGCCCUGGCAGAGGUGCUCUUGCGCAUCCAGCACACGGGUCAAAGCCUGGUGCCCCAAGCGCGCCACGGCGCGUUGGACGAGACCACGCCGGCGACGCGUGUGGUGGAUCACGACACGCAGCGCGCCACGGUGCAGCUCGCCGCGGUGAUCACGAUCGGGGCCACGACGUUGUUGGCCGAUAACCCGCUUUCGUGGGAGAGCAUGAACGCGGCGUGGCAGCUGCGUCAGCUACGAGGUGGAGUCAGCGCAAAGACACUGGGCAAAAGCAAAUGCGCAGGCCUGCAGCAGCAGCGGAUACAGCCAGCAGCGGUGGCUUCCUCGGCUGCCAUGCACGCCUUUUCGGUUCAGUGGACGUCCGUCCUGACGAAGGAAACUCCUUUUCUGGCGCUCCGCAGCCGCCAGAACCCGAGCGCCGCGCUGGCCAACGCGCGCGAGAUCUUGAAGGUGCUACAGACGACGUCCACCGCCGCUGCUGCCCUGCCUCUCUAUGCGAAACAGGUGUCCGCAGCGGUGCUGCUGCAGAGCCUCACGGCACUGGCGAACUACUGGCGCGGCAGCCGCGACGUGCGUGUAUCCAACGCGGCUGCGGCGACACCCCCGCAUAGCCGCAACGUGAUGCACCAGGAGCUGCUGGAGGUGUACCAAGGGUUACUGGACGUGCUGACCGCAGACGCCGACCUGCGGCUCCUGUGCUGCUACGCUGCAUUCGUGGAAGGGCUUUACGAGGUCCAUCUUCGCUUGAAGGCCGACCACGCCGCCCUCAUCGCCUGGGCGGACAAACACCUCUUGCCGCUGGUGCUGCCCGUCGUGGUGGCGGGGUUGCGCCGCUCACAGGCCUCGCACAACGCCGCUACGCACGCCGACCUGUGUGAGACAACACUGGUGCUGCUGUCCCCGCUGUCGCGCUACGCGGCAAACCCAGAUGUAUCCUUAGCCGAUGUCCUGCGAACGCACUGGAAUCAGGUGCUCCUGCACGUGAGUCUCUACUGCAUUCGGAUGGCCGGCCGCGGCGGGGCAAAGCGGGCCUCCUCCUACGGCAUGCCGCCGGUCGUGCUGCCCCGUCUGACUGAGGCUACCCACAGCUCCCUCUCGCUAGCCCCCACCGCCACGCGGUGCUCGGCCGCCUUCGCCCACGGCGCAGAGCCGGUCUUCCUGCGCCUCUUGGACCACAGCAACGGGAUCAUGCACGGCGCCCGCAGCAUCGCGCCACGCGACGUCGACGCGGCCGACGGCAUGCGGGCUGCCCUCGCCGCGUACGUGGCGGCGUGGGACACGCAGGUCCGCUUUGGCCGGCACGACUGGGAUGCGAUGGUGGCCGCUACAUCGGAGGAUUUCACCUUUUCACCGGCGAGAAACGGCGCAACUUCGGUGCCGACCACGCACGCGCUGCUGACGCGGCUGCAGGCGUCGUGUGCCGCCGUGCAGACUUUCAGCGGCGCCAUGUUGCCUGCUCGCGCCGCCGGUGCCGAGGCCACCCCCUUCCUCGCCUCGAAACCCGUGAAGGCCCACCAGCUGGGGUAUUUGGUGCGCUUCAUGGAGCACUACCUGCGCGAGCAAGAGCGGCUGUCACGCCUGAGCAACGCGGAGAUGCACGCGCUGACGACCACCACCGCCACUUCGACGGCCUCGCCGACGAAGGCGCAGUCGUCGUCCACGUCGGCUGCACCCGCAACUGCGAGGGCGUCGCUGGGCGACACCGCGCCCCUCGUUAUGCUCGACUUUGUCGGCCACCUCAGCAGUGCCGGCGCGUGGUCCAUGGUGAUUUGGGCGUGCAACAUCGCCGAGAUCGUCGUGAAGAUCGAGCUGACGCGCAAUCGUCUUAUCCCCGAGGCGGCGCGUGCCGUGGCCGCCACCGCGAUUCUCUCGCAAAUUCGAGUGAUUCCGCCCGCCCGCCGCAGCUCCGUGCGGCUGCCGGUCAGCCUGAUCAAGUCCCUCGUCAGCAUGUCGGAUGUGAUGGGCAGCACUGUCACGUCGUUGUUGGGCUUUAAUCGGCGGUCGGUGCUCCAAGGUCUGCUGUGCCACCCCACACGGGACCAGUACCGCGUCUUGACCUUCGGCCUGAAGCAGGCGACGGCGUAUGUGCAGAUCGACUCGCGGAAGUUCCGCGCCUGGCAGGACAGGACGGCGAGUGUGUCGUUGCAGACCGCCACACCGGUGGCGGCGGCUGACAUCGAGCAUGCCGGUAACUCUCUCGGAGGUGAAUCCAACGAGACUGACGGACAGACGAGUGGAAGCGGUGACGAUGCUGCCACCUCGACGAUGAUCCGCAAGGUGGGGCGCUACUACGCACAAAUCUGGAGCGAACAUGUCAGCGCACAGAAGGCAUCGCAACCAAGGCAACCAGAACACGGGGCAGGAGGCCUGCUGGUAGCGGUCAAUGACGACAACGGCGACUUCCGUAACCACAUGAGCUGCCUCGUGUGUUUGACGGACGCGUGCAUGGAGGCGGCGCAGCUGUACCUGCUCCGGCAACAAGGUGAUGGGGAGGAGGAGAUUCGUCUGGUGAUCGAGGCGGCGGUGAUGGAGCUGUGUCGAGGGCUGGCGGCGUGCACGCAGAGCGUCAUUUCGCUGACCCGCGAGCAGCUGCAGACGUGCUUCUCUCGCGAGGCAGCGGAGCUGCUGUGGACGUCGCUGUGCGUGACGGCGACGAUCAGCACCGUCGCGCCGCGCGAUGCGAAGGAUCACUUUUUUACGCCGCGGUGCGCGCAGGCGGUGCAGCGACUGUUUCACCUCACCGAACAGCUGAUCGAAGUUUUGGUUGGUCAGCGCACACCCAUCGCACACGACAGGGAAGCUGUGGAGGAUGCAGAGGGAGCGGCGGAAGAGGAGCCAACGGAGACGCCACCGGCAAGCGGUGCAGCAUCGGAGGACCCCUCUACGUUGUUGAGUGCCCGGCCGCUGUGUACGGCGCUCGUGCAGGGUGCGCAGCUGCUGCUGCGCGAUCCGCGUUGUUCGCAACGGCUGGCAAUCCGGAUUGCAAUGCGCGGGCGCGACCGCGACGACCUGACGGCGAUGUUAACCGCCUUUCAUGUUUUGCUGACCUCGGCGCGCUUCUACGCACCGGGGCGCUCGCUGCUGUCCGUGGUGUGGGCACGACUGGCACUUGAGCUCACCCAACCGUUACCGGUGUCUGUCACGGCCGCAGGACCGAAGCUCAGCGAGGAAGAAAAGGCCAAGAGCGUGUCGGCGGGCACUGUUCUGAUGGCCGCCACGGUGCCGUCGUCCCGCGAGUACAGCGCCAUAUUGCGGGACUUGGCAGCAACCGGCGCUGAAAUGAACGCCGCCGCCAUGUCUGCCUCCGCCAGUGCCGACGCGGCCGGUGAGGCAAAGUCGUUGCGCAAAACUGCAGCGUACGACGUGCUGGCGACGGCACGCACAGGCGUCGUCCCGAUCUGCGACUUGCCGACGGCGCUCGCGUGCGUGGUGGAGGACGCCGCCGCCAUCCAACACGAGCGACGACGCAGCCUGCAGGGCGCGGCAGCGCGUGCGGGCAAACGAAGCGGGGAAGAGGAGGACGGCGCCCAGAUGUCGUACGGUCUGUGGGGAAAAGAUUUUUCGGCUGCAACAGCGUCGUCCAUCACGCAGCCGCACCUCAGCAUUGCCGCUGCGCUGGAGAACGGCACCGUACCGUUGAGUGAGGUGAUCGAUGCGGCCAUCAUGCACGCCGUCGCCACGGUGCGGGCGGCAGGUGAUCGAUCUUCCUUCGAUGUCGCGGCGGUCGGCGAGGGGGACGACAACCCCGAAGCCGCGAUUGGGUUUCAGCGGCUGAUCCGCGAGUACUGCCAAGACAUGAUGGACUUGCUCCUGCACGUCCCGCUGCGUGACCUGCUGCGUCACCCGCAAGUCGAAACGCUCUUCAGCUGCUUGAACCUGCUGCAAGGCUCCGUGCGACCCGAGACAGAGGCCGCGCUGUGGCGGCAGCUGAGUGCAAAGUGGAGGAAGGAGCUGCUCGAGCCGUGCGAGAAGACUUUUCUGACGUUGCAGCAGUCGCAACUGGCGCUCGUGCGGGCCUGUCGUGGAUUGGCAGACGUUGGCGAUGGCGCAGGCACCGGCGGCUCCAUGAGCGCUCCGCCGCCUGAUGUGUUGGCGCGCGUCGGCGUACCCGCAUCGGCGGCUGCGUUUUCGGCAGAAAAAUCGAUGGCAGCGACGAGUGUGUCUGCCGCCGCACACCAAUCCAUGCGUGACCAUUGGCACCCCGCGAUGCACAACCUCUCGCACCACGAUGACGGACGGCGGCUGGUCAGCAGCAGCCAUUUCAGCAGGGAGCGCAGUCACAAUAGAAAAGCGAAGGGCACCACGGACGGUGCUGCCCCGCCGCAUGAAGCUUUCCCUGGGGAACUGGACAGGGAGGCAACCGGCCUGGCCGCCCUUGCCGCGAUGCCGGAUCCCGUGCCGGUGCCCGUGCUGCUUUCCAUCCUUAAGUCGCUGCACCGCAAGCGCAACGAUGUAACUCUGUCAUCGGCACCGGCGCGUCGCGGCCGCACAUCGGGUCUCCACCCCAACGAACACGCGGCGUGGCUUGUGGAGGGUGGUGGCAGUGGAAGCAGCGGUGACGGAAUCUCGCAAAACGCCGCCGCCUUGACAGAGUUCGUGGAGGUGGUGCUGACGUACACGGCGCGCACGUUUUGGCUGCUGCGUCCCCGACUGGACGACAACGCGUGGCUGGCAUGGGCGACCGUGGAGCGCAGCAUGGCCGUCUACCCGGCGGAGAACGGUGUGCGGCAGCAGGCGUGGGAGCGCGUGUGCCGACAGUGGCGGUUGCCAACGAGCCUCGAGCACGCAACGGUGGUUGCCGGGCAGCUCUUUUCGUCGACGGAGCGGCGCCGCAUUUCUGCGUGGAUGGCGGCGAUGGGCGAGGUGUGUCCUGCCGUGGCGGUGGGCAGCGAGGAGGUCGCCGUCUACCGCUACCUUCGCUCCACUGCUCUUUACCUGCAGCUGCUGACCGUGUCGAUGGCUCUCCUCGUCAAACACCGCAUGUUGGGCGAUCUGCCGUACGCCUCGCCUGAUGUGGUGCGUCGACGUCUGCAGACGCAACUGCAGAGACGCAAUAACAGUGGUCGCAAUGGGCAGGACGAGAGCACCGCGCGUGCGCUCGUGCAGGAUGCGCUACGCCAAGAGUUGAAGCGACUCGCGCAGGACCGGCAGACGCAGCAGGACGGCGUCAACCGCAACGUGUUUGAAGGCGCCGCGCUGCAGUACCUGAAUGUGUCGUGGUGCAUCACCCGGCACGCGGACUCGCUCACGCACAUGGCAACCGAUGUCAUCAUCGCGCAGUUGACAGACGCACCUAUCGUCAGCAGCGGAGCGGCAGCGGCCGCCUCGUCUGCCAGCCCUUCCGCCCUCAUCAGCUACGCCGACGACGUGCGGUUUAUGGUGACCGGCGUGUUGCAGGAGACGCUCGAUACGUUCCUGUGCGUGCACGAGCGGCUGCCCAUGCCGCUGAGCGCGUACGUGACGCAGACCUUGCUCACCAGCGGCUUCUCCUGCGACCCUCUCUAUCUCCGCCAGCCGUACCCUGACAGGACGUCGCAGGCAAAGGGCGGCACAUUGUCUGCUGCGAGUGUUGUGGCGGCGCUGGUAAACGCGUCCGAUAACGCCUCCACUGUGGGGAGUAGCGGUAGCGGUGCCGCAGCUGCAGCUUCCACCGCGAUGUCGAGCGCAGCGUCGGUGUUAAGCCCGGUCUCCCGAGUCGAACUCUUCGUGGGCAGUCCCACCAUGCUCGCCGUGCUGACGCCCCACUUCAUCAAGCGGACCGUCAUGAUCGGCCUGCAAGAUAGCACCUCUGCGGCCGAGCUGCUGCCCGUCACGUCCGCCCUCGAAAGCUACCUCUCCCGCCGCAACGUCCCCCUCUCGCCGCUGCUGGAGGCGACGACGGAGUUGCUCACGAGCAGCCCCGUUCGCAGCAGCGCCGUGCACACGUACUGCGAGCGCCUGGCGGGUGCGCUGACGAAGCGGAAGGAGUUCCGCCAGGCCCUGGCGCCACCCACCAUCGCCUCCGUCGAGCAAGGGGCGGCGGGCUCUAUUUCGAAUGAGGUGGUGAUCUCCUUCGUCGCCGCCAUCGCCCGGCAGGACGUCCACGUAACGAAGAAGACUCUCGCGCACCUCCUGCACGCCGUGAUGACGAUGCGCCUGGACGUCUUUGGACAGCCACCGACGGCGAACCGGCAGGGGAAGCUGACCUUGGUGCAGGUGGGCACCACCGUCGAGGCGACAAUUGACACGACCAACCCCCUCUACGCACCGACGCGACACGCACACGCCGCGGCAAAGGAAGGCGUGGCAGGCGACAGAGGCAGCGAGAAGCGUGCAAGCGACUCGCUUGGAGAUGACGCGGCGGCGGUGAUGGCGGCUUUCAGCGCGGACAAGUGGGCCGACUUCACGGCCAUGACGCACCGCAAGGCCCUCGCGGACCUGACGAUUCCCCUGCCGACCAUUGUGGAGGUAGCGAUGCACAUGGAGGCGAUGCGUCCGUUGGAGUUUGCGGAGAGGCGCCGCGCGACGCAGAUGCUAAAGGCCGCCGAUGACGCGCGCCGAGAGCGGGUGGCGAUGCACCGUUCGCAGGCGCAGGUGGCUGCGACAGCCGCCGUGCAGGGACGGGCGGUGAAGGAAGAAGACGACUCAGAGACCGAGGCCAACGCGGGACGGAAAGCGAAGGCGACUCGUGCCGAAGUCGCACAGGUGGGAAAGUUGGACGCCUCCCUGCACCUCGAGGACCCCCGUGAUUUCGGGGUCAUCAUGCUGCACCUGCGCUACGCCCUGCGCAAGGUGGUACACGCCUCUCUGCGGCGCCUGCUGCACCAGCAGGGCCCGCGUAUGCUGGCCGAGGUGGCGACGAUGCUGGAGAUGGUGGAUUCCGGGAUGCGAUCGAACGCAAUGAAUGCCAAGGGCGGCACGCCGCACCGCAUCCACAGCAGCGGCGGCGGAGAGUCGACCGCGUCGUUUGGCGCAGAUGACCGUCCCCUGCUCUACGACGGUGUUCUGGCUGGCACGACGCGGGUGCUGCUGUCCCGUGCAGUGCUGUGUGCGCAGGCCAUUGGCUACGACGCGAACGGUGCCCCGAUCGAGCUGCCGCCCCUCUCCUCACAUCGCGCCGCCGCCGACACGGCCGAGCCGCUGGAGCGGCAGUCGGUACUGAAGCUUCCGGUGCCCGCGCUGCAGGCAUCCGCCGUGGAGGCAGCGAUAUCUGCCCUCGGUACCGGGAAGGGCCGUCACGCCCCGGUCGGCCACAGCUCUGGAAAGAUUGGACAACUCACAAAGGAGGAGAAGGCGGCGGUGUACCAGCGCGUAGAGUUGGAGCGCGAGGCCGCCGUGACGGUGGGGCUGUCGACGCUGGGCGUGCCGUGGCGGAGUCAGCAGCGCAUCUCACGUGCCCUGCGUUACACGAGGCGGCAGCUGCAGCUUCGAAAGCAACGCAAUGCGUACAACCGGCGUCGAUACGCACAGCGCACGUCCUCCGCGUUGGCCUCUCCUUCGCCUCCCUUUGCUGCUACCGCUGGUGCUGCCGCCUAA
Messenger RNA from Leptomonas pyrrhocoris, 11467 nucleotides. RefSeq lists its product as hypothetical. The coding region runs from base 1520 to 11467 and encodes 3315 amino acids. The record is from RefSeq and is a predicted model, not a curated record. Lineage: Eukaryota; Euglenozoa; Kinetoplastea; Trypanosomatida; Trypanosomatidae. The transcript has a single exon.